Messenger RNA from Brugia malayi, 294 nucleotides. RefSeq lists its product as uncharacterized. The record is from RefSeq and is a predicted model, not a curated record. The coding region runs from base 1 to 294 and encodes 97 amino acids. The transcript has 3 exons. NCBI's taxonomy places the organism in Eukaryota, Metazoa, Nematoda, Chromadorea, Rhabditida, Onchocercidae.
AUGAUUGUUUACAAUAUAUUAGCAUAUGGUUUAAUUGCAAAUGUCAUGGGAGAGGGAUGUAAUUUCUUCCGUUACAAAAUUGCGCCAUGUUCACCACCAAAAUUAGCAAUUCCAUACAUUGCUUAUAAUCCGGAAUUGAUCAAUUUGAAUGCGUUGAAAUACCCACAUGGGACAAUUGCAAUGCUUAUAUGUCCACCUAAUCACUACUUAGAAGUGGAAGGUAGCCGUUGGCGAGUUUGCAUGAAUGGAACUUGGAGUGGGUCAUUUGGGCGAUGCAAACAAUUAGGAACUUGA